UAUAUGGAAAGCAACUUUACUUUGACUGAUGGUAUCAGUGGUCCAGUCUUAGCAACAAUUCUUAUUGUUCAGAUAAUACUAGCUCUGAUAGCUAAUGGUGUUGUACUAUCCAUCACCUUCUAUCAAUGGAAGUCCUUGAAACUAUCAUCAACAAUAUUCUUCACUUCUGUCAUACUGGCACAUCUUGUAUUGAAUCUACUGUACCUUCCCUUCAGAAUCAUUGCAUUAGCUGCUGGUGAGUGGGUCUUUGGUAGCACGAAUGAGGAGAAAAAAGUGACAUGCACAUUUGCUGCCUUUUUUUUCUGGUGGAUGGUAUUAGUCAUAUUAAUGACUGUUGCUGCCAUAUCAUUUGAUCGGUUUCUCUUUAUUGUCAAACCACAACUUCACAAGCGGUUCAUGAGAUCCUGGGUAGCACUGACCCUCACCAUUGCUAUUUGGAUUUUGUCUGCUGCAUUAAGCAAUGUCCAUAUUUUUGCUUUUCAUUUGUAUAUUGCUAUUUGCAUUAGACCUUCAAAUAGCAUUGGCCUUAGUAUAUAUUUUGUUCUUUUAUCAGUUACUAUACUUGGGAUAAUAUUUGUCACUUCUCUCUGGACCUUUUGUUUCACUAGAAGCUUUUUCAAAAAUCAGUCAGUGAUAGCAGCAGGGAGUGUGUAUGCCUCAAAAAAGAAGAGACUCUUUGGAGUAUUUGGAAGUAUGCUACUCAUCUAUGGGAUAUGCUUUGUACCUGGAUUCCUUUAUUUCUUUCUUUCUCUGUUCAUUGAUGUACCAGUGUGGUUUGAAACAUUUGCUAUUAUCUGUUUUGACUUCAUUACAGUAGCUAAUCCUAUUAUCCAGUCGUACUUCAGGCCUGAGAUUAAAAGUGUUCUUGUCCCAUAUUUUCCUUUUCACAUUUGUGUAUGCUGCUGAAGCUUAUUGCAUAUUUCCUUACCUCAAUGUUAAUUAUUAACAGUUGCUCAUUUUUUAUUUUUACACUCCACAUUGUUAUUCCUUCUUGCCAUUAAAUUUUUAUUCAGCAUCAGUUCAUGCUGCUAAUCACUUGUAUAGUUAGAUCCAUGACAUUGUUAUACGAUACUGUAAAAUUGAAUUACCAGUAUUUCAUGUUAUUGCUGUAUUUAUAUGGUUUGAACCAUUGUUCACUGACUUUUAUGCAGUCACAAUGAACUGCAAUGCUGUGCCUAGAGUGCCUUG
Amphimedon queenslandica is the source of this 1188-nucleotide messenger RNA. Its product is annotated as high-affinity lysophosphatidic acid receptor-like. Gene Ontology annotation, biological process: G protein-coupled receptor signaling pathway. Bases 4 to 906 code for a protein of 300 amino acids. Gene Ontology annotation, cellular component: membrane. The record is from RefSeq and is a predicted model, not a curated record. NCBI's taxonomy places the organism in Eukaryota, Metazoa, Porifera, Demospongiae, Haplosclerida, Niphatidae. Gene Ontology annotation, molecular function: G protein-coupled receptor activity. The transcript has a single exon.